AAUCUCAUGCAAGCGGUAAGCCUGGGGCUCGCGCACACACAUACACAACUAUCUUUUCUGCUAUCGUCAAGUGGGGUGAAGGAGAAGGACGGGAAAGGAACUGCAAGGAACGGAGUGUGGAGUUGGAAAUGGGAUGUGAAAUAAGAUGUAGAGAAGAUGUGAAUACCAAUACUUAACUGUUACAUGUACAGCUCUAUCUACCUUUUUGUGACAUCUGCCCAGAGAAUGCCAUAUCUUGAGUCGAGGUCUCGCUGGGCUCGGCAGUGGUAAUGCCAUUGCCCAGAGCAGGGAGCACGGUACGUGCGGUUUUAGCUUUCGCCGAUAAGCUCCUCGCUGCAGAAAGCUGCAAGCUGAACACUUCCGCCGCACCGCCGUCCCGAAAUGUUGGGACGACUGCGCAUGCGCCACCCCUGAACCAAUACAUUCUAGCGACAUAUUGCAUGACCAGAAUGCUCGAACAAAGACCGAGGUUUCCCACAACGAAGCCGUCUACGAGUCUAGGCAGUCUUAUACCUGCAGAUCGUCCGAUGCUGUUUCAUUUCCAGAGCCAUGUCCCACACGAGAGAUGCGCUUUUUCCGCCGAACGCCUCCGGUUAAGUCGAUCUCCCGAGGAUUUGCUUUGGCUCGUCCCCUUGUGGCGUGCCCGCCAGGGCUUGGGCCGCUUGUACCUGCGUCACGACUACACUAUUCUGGGCGGCACGGUAGCAAUCUAGCCGGCUACCAAGAGCCGGUUUAUCUCUAGGACUGCUCUUUUCGAUAUGCUAACGUGCAUGGUGCAGGUGUAGCGCGGGAUGAUGUGGACUAUAGAUUAUAUCGUUAUCUCGGGACUGGGAGUUUCCUCUGACGAGGCUUGCGGUUUUGACGUUUG
Molecule: messenger RNA, 868 nt
Organism: Alternaria alternata
Lineage: Eukaryota; Fungi; Ascomycota; Dothideomycetes; Pleosporales; Pleosporaceae
Exons: 1
Coding region: 270-713 (147 amino acids)
Source: RefSeq, a predicted model, not a curated record